Hyaloscypha bicolor E is the source of this 1524-nucleotide messenger RNA. RefSeq lists its product as uncharacterized. The transcript is spliced from 3 exons. Bases 1 to 1524 code for a protein of 507 amino acids. Gene Ontology annotation, molecular function: histone acetyltransferase activity. Gene Ontology annotation, biological process: regulation of DNA-templated transcription. NCBI's taxonomy places the organism in Eukaryota, Fungi, Ascomycota, Leotiomycetes, Helotiales, Hyaloscyphaceae. The record is from RefSeq and is a predicted model, not a curated record.
AUGGCUGGUGGCUCACAGCCCCACGAUGCUGCUGUGGGUUCCCCAGCACCGAAACAGAUGGGUAGAGCGACUGUCGAUACCUUGAAGACCGGAUGCAUCGCCAUGGUGGAGAAAGAUGGCAAACCUCGAAGAGCAGAGAUCUUGAGUGUCAGAGACGUCAAAAGCGGUAGACAGUUCUAUUGCAACUUCGACAACUUCAAUAAACGUCUAGAUGAAUGGGUUCCAGCAGCUCGUAUAGAUUUUAGCCAGGAUGUUGAAUGGCCAAGUCCUGAGAAGCCAAAAGAGACAAAGAAGGCUUCAGCUCCAGUGGCAAAGAAGACAGUCACGCAGAAGAAAGCACAGAAGCGGCCUGCUCGAACUAGAGAAGCUUCCAUUGCCUCAGAAGGCAGCACCCCGCAUCCAUGGACUGAGUUUGUAGAGUCACAGAAAGCUACCCCUGAUCCGGAAGAAGAGAAACUUAGCCUGGCAAUGGACCUCGAUGCAUCACCAGGGGCGGACGAUGACGAUGCUAUGGACGUGGAUGAUGCUGUAGCCGAUGCUGUUUCGACGAAAGCGGAAGCACCGGAACAUUUCAGCCGAGAGGAAGAGAUCGAGAAGCUUCGUGUGGGUGGAUCUAUGACCCAGAAUCAAGCCGAAAUAUCGAGGAUACGAAACAUUUCCAAAGUUCAGUUUGGAAAAUACGACCUUUUCCCCUGGUAUUUCUCGCCUUACCCAGAGGUCUUUACGCAAGAAGAUCUUAUGUACAUUUGCGAAUUUUGCCUCUCCUAUUACGGCGAUCUCAAGUCGUUCAUCAGACAUCGCCAAAAGUGCACCUUGCAACAUCCUCCUGGAAACGAGAUAUACAGAGAUGAUUAUGUCUCAUUCUUCGAAAUAGAUGGUAGGAGGCAACGCACCUGGUGUCGAAAUCUCUGUCUACUAUCCAAGAUGUUCUUGGAUCACAAGACCCUCUACUACGAUGUUGACCCUUUUCUCUUUUAUGUCAUGACAUCUCGAGAUGAAAAGGGGUUUCAUCUCGUCGGCUAUUUCUCGAAAGAAAAAGAGAGUGCUGAUGGAUACAACGUUGCUUGUAUUCUCACCCUCCCUCAAUUCCAGCGAAAAGGCUACGGUCGACUCCUCAUCCAAUUUUCGUACGAGCUUUCCAAGAUCGAAUGCAAGCUCGGCUCACCUGAGAAGCCUCUCUCUGAUUUGGGUCUUCUCUCCUACCGCCAGUACUGGACAGAAAAUCUGGUUGAGAUUCUUCUGAAACUAAAUGCAGAGGAUCCCGGAAGAGAUAGAACUAGCAUCGAUGCUUUGUCUCAGGAGUUGUCUAUGACGACUCUUGACGUGGAACAAACGUUGCAAGCUCUACAGAUGCAAGUCUACCACAAGGGCGAGCAUAAGAUCAUUAUACCGAAUUAUCUGAUCAAGAAGCAUGAGGCGCUGCUUGAAAAGCAGAAGACUAAACCGAAGAGAACAAUCGAUCCGGCAAAAAUACAAUGGAAACCUCCGGUAUUCACAGCAAGUACGAGGACGUGGGGUUGGUAA